CUGGAUCAACCGCUAUCUGAACAAGAUCGCGAACUGCUUAUACGAAUAGCUGAAGCAGUAGAGAGAUACAAAAGAAAUCCCUUUGAUGAUGUUGAAAAAGACACCAGCGAAGCAUCCACUAUUGCGAAAAAGGGAGGAGAGGAGCAAUCUCAACGUGAAUCUCACAGUGACUCCGACCUGCGCGAGAAGGAAGGUGCUGGUGAUGUGGAGGUCAAGGAAGAAGGAUUCAUUGAAGAGCAUGACGGUAGCGAAAGAAAACUAAAAGAGAAAGAAACACAUCAUGAUGGUGAGAGCUUCUAUGUUUUGUUUUUCUGCUCACUGUCAGUAUAG
This is a messenger RNA of Strongylus vulgaris, 330 nucleotides long. The record is from the annotation of a GenBank genome assembly. NCBI's taxonomy places the organism in Eukaryota, Metazoa, Nematoda, Chromadorea, Rhabditida, Strongylidae.